Messenger RNA from Aspergillus heteromorphus CBS 117.55, 1671 nucleotides. Its product is annotated as fungal specific transcription factor domain-containing protein. The annotation marks the transcript as partial. Gene Ontology annotation, molecular function: zinc ion binding; DNA binding. The record is from RefSeq and is a predicted model, not a curated record. The transcript has 4 exons. Gene Ontology annotation, biological process: DNA-templated transcription. NCBI's taxonomy places the organism in Eukaryota, Fungi, Ascomycota, Eurotiomycetes, Eurotiales, Aspergillaceae.
UACCACGGGCCCACCAGCACCGCCUACGAUGAUGACUCCCUCCCCCUCGUGCCCCCCGAGAACCCGAUCCAAGACGGGCCUCGCGCGGAGGAGUGCGCGCGCCAGUCUCUCUUCGCCGCCGCCGCGAGACAGAGGCAACUGGAACGGCUGGACCUGGCCGCAGGCCGACUCGACUUCGAUGGCGUGGACCCGGCCCUCGGGAUGCACCUGCUGGCCAUCUACUGGAGCCGCCAGCUGUACACGGCCCAGAUCAUCUACCGCCCCGCGUUCAUGCGCGACAUGGCCCGCGGCGGGCCCUACUUCUCCCGCCUGCUGCUGAACGCCAUCCUGUUCGUCGUCUCCAAGCACGAUCCCCGUCCCGAGCUCUGCUCCGACCCCCGCGACAUCACCACCGCCGGCGCGCGCUUCCGCCAGCGCUUCACCGAGCUGCUGCGCUUCCAGUUCGACCGCAGCGAGAUCACCACCCUGCAGGCCCUGCUGAUCAUGUCCAACGCCCUCUUCUCGCGCUGCGACGAGCGCAGCCGCUCGUGGCUCUACGCGGGCAACUCCCUGAACAUGCUGAUCGACCUGGGCCUCCACGUCCUGCCGUCGGACGUCACCCGCAUGCCCCCCGAGGAGCUGGAGAUCCGGAAGCGCGUGCUGUGGGGCGCCUAUCUCAUCGAUAAGAUCCAGUGCCUCUUCCAAGGCCGACACCCGCUGCUGCGGCAGGUCGACUUCAACACCCCGCUCAGCUUCUGGGACGAGUAUGAUGAGCUGGAGGAAUUCCAGGCCAUCACCUACACCCCGACCGCGGGCCCUCCCGGGAUGCCCGCCCGGAAUGUCACGCUCCUCACCCACCUCUGCGAGCUGGCGCGCAUCAUCGAGCGGGUUGUGGGCGAGCUGUAUUCGGUCUCGACGCGGGACCGCCCCGGGGACUCGCGCCGGCAGGUGGCCGACACCAUCCAUGCCGACCUCGCGCGUUGGCGACGGGCGUUGUCGCCGGCCAUUGACUACCUCGCCGGCCCCAGCCCCGUGCCGAUGCCCGUGCCGAUGCCCGUGCCGAUGCCCGUGCCGAUGCCCGUGGCUCUCUACAAUGUGCUGGUCAUUCUCUCCAACCCCCCGCUCGUGGCCGACCGCGCGGGGGGAUCGAGUCGGGCCCGCCCGGCGCAGGAGUGCGUGGCCGCCUGCACAGGCGCUGCGAACCAGAUCGUGCAGAUUCUGCGGGACUACUGCCACCACUACGCCAUCUCCAGUGCCCCCUACAUGCUGUCCUACGCCACCUACAUCGCCGCCACCAUCCACGCCCGCAUCGCUGCCCAGACCGGUCCCGACUCUGGGGCCGCCCAGUCGCUGGGGUUCUGUCGCCGCAUCCUGACGGCGCACACCACCCUGUACGCGGCCGCCGGCAAGGCGCGGGCGAACCUGGACAAGCUCCUCGAGCGCCUCCGCGUGGAGAUCCCCGACGAGCCCCCCGGGGCGGUCCUCAUCGGGGACGGGAGUCUGCUCGGGCCCCCCCUCGCCGUGGCCUCCGUCGACCGACUGGACGCCAUCGAUCCGGCGCUGGGACGGGUCGACGGGGCCGGCCUGGACCGGGACCUGUCGGACCUGGAUCUGGAGGCGAUCGCAGAGGGGUUCCUCGUCGAUGGUGACCUGCACGAUUGGAUGCAGACGCUGUCCGGGGUGUGCCAGUGA